ACGCCUUGCCACCAACAACAGUCGUUUCUUCUGUUUUGAGCGUCUCUACUAUCCAAUCUCGAAGUGCAUGAUUGGGUGCCAAGUAGCUUAUCAUGUUAGCUCCCUCGGGUCUGAUGCGACCUUUCUGUCCCCGGGCAAUGGCCAAAUCCCAUCCCCCUUCGAUCGUUCUCAGCCAUUGCUCCUUGACAGCAAAGGUCGCAUUAGCACUCGGUCCUUGGAACACCACCAUUACACCAUGGCGUCGAAGAUAUUGUACAGUCAGUCCUGUGCAAUGAAUAUGCUGACACCAGAGAUCGGCACUGGUGUCCCGCACGGGGUCCCGCACGGGUGCGAACAGACGAUGACACCGCCGGCAGCAUCCGCGGCAGCGGAAACUGGUUAUGUGUCGGUGCAAGUAGGUGUUGAGGGUGAAGAAGAGGAAUGUGAUGGAUCUGCGGUGGACAAGGUACAUAAUGUUUUCGUAUAUGGAACUCUCUUGGCGGACGAACUUUUGAUGGCACUGCUGAACCGUGUUCCGGAGAGCACUUUCGGCUACAUCGAAGACUAUCACAGGCAUUCGGUAAUUGGACGCCCUUACCCGACCGCCUACCGUUUGCCUGGCGGGAAGAUAGAUGGUCGACUUCUGUUGCAUUUGACGAAGAAGGAGCUAGAUAUUCUCGAUUGGUACGAGGACGAUGAAUACAUUCGGUUAUGGGUCGACGUUGUCGUUGUCCCGCGCAAUGGCAGUGCUCGAGGUGACGACGUGUCAUUACCGGUGGCCAACUCGGCACAGGUAGAAGGUGGCGUGCGCGACGUAGCGGUGCCAGCUCCACACCGCGGCACGGAUAUGGAUGCGGCAGUGGAAGCACGGCGGCAGCAGAGCCAGAUCGCCGACAAUUCCGAAGAUGUCAUCCCUCAGGACAAAACCAGUAGUAAAUACGAAGUAUCGCGCUGAGCAGCAAAGUCAGCACAACAGGAAGAACCCAAGUCGGUGCGGGAUGACGCCGAGAAGAAUACGGACUC
Messenger RNA from Chara braunii, 1002 nucleotides. NCBI's taxonomy places the organism in Eukaryota, Viridiplantae, Streptophyta, Charophyceae, Charales, Characeae. The record is from the annotation of a GenBank genome assembly.